This is a messenger RNA of Penicillium lagena, 1140 nucleotides long. RefSeq names its product FAD-dependent oxidoreductase. Lineage: Eukaryota; Fungi; Ascomycota; Eurotiomycetes; Eurotiales; Aspergillaceae. The transcript is spliced from 4 exons. The record is from RefSeq and is a predicted model, not a curated record. Gene Ontology annotation, molecular function: FAD binding; D-amino-acid oxidase activity. Bases 1 to 1140 code for a protein of 379 amino acids.
AUGUCUCAAAAGAGCAUUGUGGUUAUUGGCGCCGGUGUCGCCGGCUUAACAACCGCUCUUCUCCUAUCCCGGGUCCCCGGCUACAAGAUCGUCGUGGCUGCAAAGCAUAUGCCAGGAGACUAUGAUAUUGAAUACGCAUCGCCGUGGGCGGGUGCAAACUACAUGCCCGUCUCCUUAGGUGGCACAAAUGCCGCGGAAUGGGAUAAAGCCACUUGGAAGGUGCUUCAUAAGCUGGCACAUGAGAAUCCGGAGGCUGGCAUUCAUUUCCAGGACUGUGAGAUACGGAGCCGGGCAAAGGAUAUCGGCUCUGCAACUGCGGAUUGGUUUUCGGAGCUUCUUUCAUCAGCCCCGUGGUUUAAAGAAGUCGUUCCAAAUGUGAGGAUCCUUCGCUCUGAAUUAGGACACACUGACUCACGAUGGAGGUUACAGUUUCGCGUUCUUCCGAAGGGCAGUCUUAAUCCCGGCGUCGAUUCAUCCGUGGUAUUCACUUCAGUCUGCAUCAAUACUGCAAUUUAUCUCCCCUGGCUCGUUUCCCAGUGCCUUGGAAACGGGGUCACUUUCAAACGGGCUACCUUCAGUCAUAUAUCUGAAACAUCUGCUGGUAUUCACCCAUCGGGCACGGUGGACUUGGUGGUCAACUGCACCGGGUUGAUGGCAUCUAAACUUGGCGGAGUUGAGGACAAAUCGGUCGUCCCUGCUCGCGGGCAGAUUGUGAUCGUGCGCAAUGAAGCCGAUCGAAUGGUUAACAUAUCAGGCACUGAUCAUGGGGACGAGGAGGCGUGCUAUGUGAUGACCAGGGCUGCGGGAGGUGGUACUGUGCUUGGUGGAUCAUACCAGAAGGGGAACUGGGAAUCUCAGCCGGAUCCCAGUCUGGCAGUGCGAAUCAUGAAGCGGGCUGUUGAAGCUUGUCCGGAGUUGACUGGAGGCAGGGGCAUUGAAGCUCUUGAUGUGGUGAGGCAUGGAGUGGGGUUGAGGCCUGUUCGACAAGGAGGGACCAGGGUAGAGAGGGAACGGCUGGGUAACUUGUGGGUAGUACAUAACUAUGGUGCUGGUGGUGCUGGUUACCAGUCGUCCUAUGGAUGUGCGGAGGGUGCGGUGGAUCUGAUCCGAAAUGCUUUAGAGCCUCAGGCGAAGCUAUAG